GGGCGCUCUAUAAGAAGUUCCUGAGCUCUGUGCAGAAGCCAGUGACUCCCUCCAAGAGAACAAGAUGAGGUGGGGCCUUGCUUUCCUGCUAGCCCAUCUGUUCACCCUCAGCUCUGCUAUUGGAGGAUUAGAGAAUUGGACACCCUGGACCUCUGCCUUUUCCAAGGUUUUGACUUCAGCUCCAAAUGCAGCUCCAGCUGAAAAUCUGACUAUGGUUCCUUGGGUAGCACCGGUGACCACACCUUGGGCAGAGGGCCAUGCUGUGUCCCAGCCAUUUUCCAAUUUCACCGGCUCUGUGGAUGACCGCGGGACAUGCCAGUGCUCCGUUUCUCUGCCAGAUACCACCUUUCCUGUGGUCCGAGUGGAACGCUUGGAGCUCACAGCUCACAUCCUCUCUGAGAAGUUUGAGAAAGAGCUUUCUAAAGUGAAGAAAUAUGUUCAAUUAAUCAAUGUGUAUGAAAAAAAACUCUUAAACCUAACUGUCCGAGUAGAGAUCUUGGAAAAGGAUAGCAUUUCUUACACAGAACUGGACUUUGAGCUGAUCAAGAUAGAAGUGAAGGAGAUGGAGAAACUGAUCAUACAGCUGAAGGAGAGUUUUGUUGGAAGCACAGUAAUUGUUGACCAGCUGGAAGUGGAGAUAAGGAAUAUGUCUCUCCUGGUAGAGAAGCUGGAGACGCUAGACAAAAACAAUGUCCUUGCCAUCCGCCGAGAAAUUGUGGCCCUGAAGAACAAGCUGAAGGAAUGUGAGGCCUCUAAAGGGGAAUACUUUCCCGUCACCAUGCCUCCUCCUGCUCCGGGAAGCUGUAGUCACGGUGGCGUGAUGAACAUCAGCAAGCCGUCUGUGGUUCAACUCAACUGGAGAGGGUUUUCCUAUAGAUAUGGUGCCUGGGGUCGGGAUUACUCUCCCCAGAAUCCAGAGAGAGAGCGGUACUGGGUGACACCUUUGAAUACAGAUGGGAGGACACUGCAGUAUUAUAGACUUCACAACACACUGGAUGAUUUGCUGUUGUACACAAAUGCUCUAGACGCUCAGAUUAAGUAUGGCCAAGGCAGUGGUACAGCAGUUUACAACAACAACAUGUAUGUCAACUGGCACAACACUGGGAAUAUUGCCAGAGUUAACCUGACCAAUAACAGGGUUGAAGUGACUCAAACCCUACCUAGUGCUGCCUAUAAUAACCGUUUUUCAUAUGCUAAUGUUGCUUGGCAAGAUAUUGACUUUGCUGUGGAUGAGCAAGGACUGUGGGUGAUUUAUGCCACGGAAGCCAGUACUGGCAACAUAGUGAUAAGUAAACUCAAUGACACUACCCUGAAGGUACUGGACACUUGGUUUACGAAGCAGUACAAACCAUCUGUUUCUAAUGCCUUCAUGGUUUGUGGAGUCCUCUAUGCCACCCGCACUUUGAACACCAGAGUAGAAGAGAUUUUUUACUACUAUGACACAAACACAGGGAAAGAAGGCCAUCUGAGCAUUACAAUGAAUAAGGUGAAGGAAGUAGUUCAGAGCAUCAAUUACCACCCCUUUGACCAAAAACUCUAUGUCUAUAAUGAUGGCUACCUUCUGGAUUAUAAUCUUAUCUUCCUACCAAAACCCCAGGAAACUGCUAGGCAUUAGGGCAGAAAUAGAAAUAAAAUGUUAGUUGGAAAUUAUCUUCUCCACUUUUUAGAUAUCUGCAGAGGACUAGAGGUGUGUUUUUUAGUAGUGAUAUUUAGGUGCAUUGUUCUAAUACUCUAGAAACUUAGGAUAUUUGCUCUGAUUUGAUGAAUUCUCUUGAGAGUCAUCUGCCUUUUGGGAUACACUUCCCAAUUGAAAUAAGAUCCUUCUGGGGUGGGAUUGUAAGAGGUCUGGGGUACCAUGGAUCUAAUAAAACCUAUAGUGAGGCAACAUCUGGAAAUUACAGAGAACUCAGUAUGGAUUCUGGUAAUUCUUUGUACAGGAAAAUUUGCUGAAUGGCUAUCUUAUUCAUAUAGCCUAACUGAUGCAUGCCUGAAAGCAACCUGGGGCUUAAUUAGGCAGAUUAACUUCUGAAGGUGCUCAAGGGACCAAAUAUCCAGCUUUGUUUUUCCCACUAGCUCCUGGAAAAAUGCUUUGUACAUACCAGUCAGGUAAAUUUAGCAUGCUAUAUUAUAUGUGUAAGGUGCUCUGAGUUUUCUGGAGAAAGGACCUUAUAUGCACUAAAUUGUAUACCCCAAAUUAAUCCCAGGAGGAUCUUCAGAUGAAGUUCUUGACUUUUCUUUCAUUGUCUUCCUACAUAAGAGUCAGUGGAACUCUCUAUCUCAUUAUUUAAUUCCAAAGGCAGUGCAGAAGUUUAGAACCAAUCUUAACAAUUUUUUAAAUAAAAAUUUUUUAUUUAAAAAAAUUAACCAGUUUUCCAUGGGAUAGAUAUAAGAUAAAAAAUUAAUUUUCUUUUGUCUCAUUAUGAACUUUUAUUUACGAGUCUCUAAAAUGGCAAGAAAAACGUUGGGUACAUUGGUGCACACCUGUAAUCCCAGUGACUCGAGAGGCUGAGACAGGAGGAUCUUGAGUUCAAAGCCAGCCUCAGCAAUAGUGAGGUGCUAAGCAACUUAGUGAGACCCUGUCUCUAAAUAAAACACAAAAUAGGACUGGGGAUGUGGCUCAGUGGUUGAGGGCCCCUGAGUCCCCCCACCCAAAAUGGUAAGAAAAUCAGAAGACAAAGAUAAAAUUAUAGCAUUUCUGCUUCUAUAAUAGAGACCUAGGAGCAUAUGUGAGGUUUGAAUUCAUUGACUUCAAUUGUUUCAUGUGAUUUUGUGUGGAACUUGUAAGAAAACAAAAUUUUAAUUUUUUUUCUAGGAAGAGAUGUAGAAAAUCCAUUUAGAGUAGCUAGUAAAUCAGUGAAGUGGUUUAAAGCUUUGUAGGGUGGGUGCUUCCAUGAUUUUGGAUGGCUUUAUCAUCUAAUUGUGGUUAUUUCCCAUUCAUGUUCAAGUCCUUGUCUAUAGAAUUGGAUUAAAUGCUGUACUUCUCCUUUUAAAGUAAAUGAUUAAAGUGUGCUUUGAAAAAUU
Sciurus carolinensis (gray squirrel) is the source of this 3021-nucleotide messenger RNA. It is a transcript of the gene Olfm4, whose product is annotated as olfactomedin 4. The record is from RefSeq and is a predicted model, not a curated record. NCBI's taxonomy places the organism in Eukaryota, Metazoa, Chordata, Mammalia, Rodentia, Sciuridae. Bases 65 to 1615 code for a protein of 516 amino acids. Gene Ontology annotation, biological process: signal transduction. The transcript has 5 exons.